CCCCCCCCUUCUCCCUUCCCUACCACCGGCCUCCAGAGCUGCCGCCAUUGAAACCAUACAAUAAAAGCGACGGAAGGGAAAGGAGGAAGCGCGACGCGGGCAUUGCGGCGGCGCCGGAGCGGAGGCGGCAGCAGGCGGGCAGGACAGGCAAAUAAGAAUAAUCUGCCAGAAGACUGAAAAACACAGAGCGACAACAUGUCGGCCCGAGGUGGAAAGAAAAAAAUGACCAAAAUGUCUCGCUCCAGCAGAGCAGGCGUUAUUUUUCCAGUGGGCAGAAUGAUGCGAUACUUAAAGAAAGGAACAUACAAAUUCCGGAUAGGAGUGGGAGCUCCUGUCUACAUGGCAGCUGUCAUAGAAUAUCUAGCAGCAGAAAUAUUGGAAUUGGCUGGUAAUGCUGCAAGGGACAACAAAAAAGGAAGAAUUGCUCCAAGACACAUCCUUUUGGCAGUUGCUAAUGAUGAGGAGCUGAAUCAGUUGCUAAAAGGAGUGACCAUUGCAAGCGGAGGUGUCCUGCCCAGAAUUCAUCCAGAGCUUCUUGCCAAAAAACGAGGCACCAAAAGCAAAUCUGAUACUAUCCUUUCACCUUCUCCAGAGAAGAGAGGGAGGAAAUAUUUGGGGACCAAGAAGACUGGAAAGAAAGCAAAGGCUGCAAAAGCCCGGACACCCAAAAAGAACAAACAGAAGGAGAAUGAAAAAGAAGGAGCAUCAAAUUCAGCAGCUGAUGAUGGACCUGGUGAUGGGUUCACUAUACUCUCCUCCAGGAGUCUUCUUCCAGGACAGAAGCUGUCUCUGACGCAGAGUGACAUCAGCCAUAUUGGUUCUAUGAAAGUAGAAGGCAUUGUGCACCCAACUACUAGUGAAAUAGACCUCAAAGAAGAAGUAGGCAAGGCACUGGAAAAGUCUGGAGGUAAAGAGUUCUUAGAAACCAUAAAGGAACUCCGUAAAACACAAGGACCUCUGGAAGUCACAGAAGCUGCUCUCAGCCAGUCUACUGGUCUAGCAGCAAAGUUUGUCAUUCACUGUCACAUCCCACAAUGGGGUUCAGACAAAUGUGAAGAGCAACUGGAGGAGACUGUAAAGAACUGUUUAACUGCUGCUGAAGACAAGAAGCUGAAGUCUGUGGCUUUCCCACCUUUCCCCAGUGGCAGAAAUUGCUUUCCAAAACAGACUGCAGCCCAGCUGACACUCAAAGCCAUUUCUUCCCAUUUUGAUGACUCCAGCCCUUCUUCCUUGAAGAACAUUUACUUCGUGCUUUUUGACAGUGAGAGCAUUGGCAUCUACGUGCAAGAGAUGGCAAAGCUAGAUGCAAAGUAGCAACAGAAGCCAAAUGAAAAUUUAUUUUUCAACAUGAAUAUGAGUAGGAAUGAAUUAGAAGUGGGUUUUAUUUUUAAAAUAUUGUGAGGACGGAGUAUGUGAGUAGCUUUGAAGUUUUGUGAUGGGUGGAGGGCUUUUGUUAAUUGGAGGGAAGGGGAAUUUGUUUGGGAGAAUUUGAUCGGCAAUUAUACCAUGCUUUAGGCACCCUCUACCAUUUUGUAUCAUCCCUAAGAAAUUACAUUGCCAGCUCUCUUUACCUUUUAAUGUUUCGAGUUAUUUUAGUUUAGACCUUUUAAAGAUUAAUCUCAUUUUAGAGUAGCAAGACAAUUCAACACACAGUGGGUGGGAAAAUGAAUUGUUUGCUCUUUCUUUCCCCACUGGUAGUUAGAAAACCUUGUUAUGUCUACAUUCCAUGUUGGAGAAAGUAAUUUCAAAGAAAACUCACUUGGUGCUUUACUGUUUUACUCCAGAAUGAACUGUAAUUGCUGAGAAUAUUUCAUCUUAAUUUGUUUUUAUAUAAAAAAUGUGGCAUCAUGCUUUUUAAAAACUUGAAACUCAAAA
This is a messenger RNA of Lacerta agilis (Sand lizard), 1875 nucleotides long. RefSeq names its product core histone macro-H2A.2. Bases 196 to 1314 code for a protein of 372 amino acids. The record is from RefSeq and is a predicted model, not a curated record. Lineage: Eukaryota; Metazoa; Chordata; Lepidosauria; Squamata; Lacertidae. The transcript has 9 exons. Gene Ontology annotation, cellular component: nucleosome. Gene Ontology annotation, biological process: nucleosome assembly. Gene Ontology annotation, molecular function: structural constituent of chromatin; protein heterodimerization activity; DNA binding.